AUGCCCCAUAAUUUAAAUAUUACGUCUGCAAACUCUGCUAAUUCCGGGCCUAACCAUCAGGCUUAUCCUCCACCUCAACCUUAUCAUAUUAAUGAUGGACUCCAACCUGAGAAAGAACCUGUUGAGUUUGAUGCAAGUCAUCUUCGAGGCGCACCAGCCGAGGUGGAGGCCUUGGUACACAAUAUUAAAGAAGUUGCUCAACAAUUUUUGUACCACUGGCGAACAUUUCCAAUUGUACUGCCACCACCACUAUCAGCCUGCACUGAUGGAGAAGAUACAUUGGUCCGGAAGAAGCAUCACUUGAGAGAUUUAUUCAUUGCUCCGAGUUUCGACGAGCUUGAUGCCGUAGCCGUCGACAGCAAAGGAGAGCCGCGGAGGCUCACAAACAAGCAGCUAGAAAGUAUCCGAGAGCGAGGCUUGCACAAGGAUAAGUAUGGAAAGCCGAAGAAGCUUAAUGCCACUCAAUUGGAGAGCAUUCGGAGAUGCGGAGAAUUUGAGGUGGAUUCAAUAAAUUUCACGGGUCAAACACACCGAUGGCGACUCAGUGGACUUCUCCAGCGAGGCAGAGAUCGCAGAAGAGAGACUUUACUGAAAGAUUUAGCUUUGGCAACAAGAUUUAUUGUCGUUACUGCUAGAGCGCGACUAGUAUCUCAUUGUUUUAGUAUUUCACAAGCACUUAAAGCAUUGUUGACUGGAUUUUUAAGACUUCUGGAUAUAAUUAUUGGAGUACCGUCACUUCAAGCGCAAAAUUUAGAUGGUAAAAUUCGUGAAGAGAGAUGUCGUUAUCUUGUAGCGGAGUUAGUUUGUCGGCCUGAGUAUGACGAUUCACUGGAAUUACUUUGCGGUUUUAUACGCAAACAAUUACGACGAGCGACGAUGGAAAAGUUUGAAGUGGAACGCGAAUCAUCGCAAUUGCUACCAGUCUCGGUGCCUUUUGUCUUUGGGACACCUGCCGGUACUGCUGUUGAUUUGAGAUUAUUUAGUCGUGACAUCAUUAGAAAAGCUUUAUCGACCCUGGUAUCUAUAUUGGAACGCGAAACACGUGGAUGGUUUUUACAUUUUCGCGAAAGACUUAUUUCGGAAUUACGAGCACAAAAAAAGAGCGACGAAGAGAUUGAACAGGCAAAAUCUUCCAUUUGUACGAUAAAACAAUUACAAGUAAAUGAAGCGGUAAUGCGAGAAUACCUCCAGCGAGUAUACUCAAGCAUACUUUCUCAUCCGGAUAUCUUGGCCCUAGGCGAUGGGAUAGCCCAGCUUUUGAUUGAACAAGCUCAAUCAGUGGUACUGAUGCACCGAGCGGUUCAAAAUGUCCAGCGAAAGUUGCAGCAUACCAAGGAAUCUUUGCGUUAUAAAAUGGAAAGUGAACAUCCGGUUCUCGCGCGAAUAGGACCAUGGAUGCGAGACAGAAUGAGAGAAGCUGAGGCUAAUUUUAUUGAAGAAUGUGAAUGGAGCGCACACGAAGAGGCAUUGUCUUUGUGUAAUCGACAGAAUUUACGUCAAACUGUUUACUUCCUCAAUCGUGACUUGACAUUCAUGAAAGAGCGUGAACCAGUUUUACUAAAAGAGUUACGUAAAGUAAAAACACCAACACGUAGUUUCCAAUGGCCAACGCAAAUCUGGCUACCACGUAAUUGGAUAGUGAGACGAAAUUUCCAAGGAGUCUCCGAAAUAAUCCCUACAGUUUUGAGCAACACACCGACAUCGAUUACAACCCCUAGAGCAGAUCCUAGUCAGCCGGUAUUUUUGGUUGAACGAGAGAUUUGUCACACAACGACAACACGAUGGCCAAUGUGGCGGUGGAUAAACUACAUUGCCCGAACGUGGUGCUGGACGUGGAACGCAAUGUUUCUGUUUGGCGUAGCAGUACCCUGGUGCAGCCGUGUCUCGUUACGUGCGCUUCUACUGGUUGAGCCCUUCACACCGGAUUUGGAGAUGCCAAUAGUAACACUACUACUGCAUGCAUUCAUGGCGCUGGUAAUGGAUCUCGACAGUCCAGAGCCAAGUAGAAAUCGAUAUUUAGUUGUAAUGGAAGCACUCGUGUGGAAUAUCGGUAUCCAGGGCUGUUUACAGCCUAUCGUCGCACUAUUAGUCGCCGUAUGUAUAUGUCCAAUAAUUUCGUUUUUGAUACUCACAAUUGCUGUGAUAAGAUACUGGAUACGAGUAAUGUGGGACACGGCAAUGUUCCAUCUUGUGAUUAAGAAUCGAGGACGUGUACCUGCAAGCGACAGUUUUGUUGUAAAGAGAAUAGCGGGCCCUGGACUAGCUUCAGACUAUUAUUAUCAAAUAAGACCAGAGCAAGCGUUAGCGGCUUUUGAAGCUAAACUUGAGCUGGAUGAACUUCUGGCUUUCCAACAAGAAACUGAACGUCUUAUAACACAACCGCAACGUGACUUUACACAGUUUGUUGAGGCGUGCUUCAGUCCAUUUGCCACAAGUUUGGCUAAAACUCGUGAUCCUUACAAGUCAUUGGAGAAAGAGGCGCGUGAUUUGGUUGCUGUGCUUCACGAAAAGCUAGAUCGCCGACGCAAAGAUUUGCAAACUGGUCUCGGGGUCGCUGUAAGAAGCAAGAUUAAGUUGACAACAUUUGAUCUUAAAAUUGUUAUACAGCAAGCUGCGUUGAUGCUUGAGCGACUGUAUCCAUCGCACGUGCUGGCACGUCUGAACGGUUGUGAGGAAGAUUUCUGGGAAAAUAAAGGCCUGAAUGUUGGAGACUGGGCCGGGUUGGCUGGUCUUAUGUAUGCCGACAUGUUUAGUUUAGACUUUUUGCAGCCUCUUGAUGAUACUGACACCAAAUUCAAGCUUGAACCACAUCCAGGAGUGGAUCUAACUCGUUAUACAGAAAUGGUUCACAGCACUGAACUAGGUGGUGUCAAUGGAUUAGAUCUACUGGGCGCUAUUUACGCGCCACGAGGUAACAUACAAGUACAGAGUCCGUAUCUCGAGGUCUCGUACUUUAAUCCGCGAGCCAAGCAGGCUAGCAACAGUCGCAAGCCGGAAAAAAGAUGUGAGACAAGUUUAUUGACAUCGCCAAGAUCAAGACGUAAAACUAACUCGGGAUUAUCCGUUAGUGAUGGACGCUGGCAGCCAUGGAAACGUGAAAUACGUCCUUACAGUGCUGAAAAACUAGUAAUACCACUUCCCAUACCACAUCCAGCUCAUAUUGCCGUAAAUAUUCAUAAUCGCGACUCCGAAGACCCUAUUGAUCUUGACUCUGAGCUCUGUCAAAACAUUCUAAGAGCUAUCGAGGAAUCACCGGGUGAGAUGGCUACCGAGUGCGUUGGUCGCUAUCGCGGGGGUGGUGGUGAUUCUAGCUUCGACUCUGUUGCUUCCCAGUCAUCAGUGUCCCUGGAGACCGGCCUAGACACUGCGGAAGUUUUACAAGAGGGCGAGAUCAAAAGCGAAAGUGAAACCUACCACUGGACACUAUCUAAUUGGGGCGGCGGCAUGGCCAGACGUAGAAACAAUUCGGGAUCUAUUAAAGUUGAUCUUGCGUCACCGGAAGACGUUACUUUGGACACUGAUACCACUCGGGUGAUGUUCAGCACUUACGGUACGACCGUUUAA
Messenger RNA from Cotesia congregata, 3564 nucleotides. The record is from the annotation of a GenBank genome assembly. NCBI's taxonomy places the organism in Eukaryota, Metazoa, Arthropoda, Insecta, Hymenoptera, Braconidae.